AGUGGUUGGUAGCAUUAUCAAUUAAAAUUACCAAGGAAAUUACCACUUUGGAUUAUAUCCGAUUCACGAUUCACGCAGCCAGCUAGUGGAGUUAACUUAAUAUUCUGGUCGAAGUAUUCUAUAAGUCAUAAUUCCGCGCAAUUCCCCUUUUUUUUCCAUUUCCUUGGGCUUCUCUUUCUGCCUUCUAGAUUCGAGUUUUUUUUUUUAAUUUAAUUUAAUUUUUGAAAGGUCUUUUCCUAGAUAACUGGUAUUUAGAAUCCUAAACGCAGGCCCCCUAUUGGCCCAUUCAACUUCCCAAUUCCGUCAAAGCUUGUUCACUCCCUUCAUUCUCUGUUUGUCAUCGGGAAGGGUUUUUUGUUGUUCUUCGGUUGUUGAGAUCUUCUCAGCCAUGGCGUCGCAAGAGUACAUGGACAAGAUGCAAAUCCGCCAGAACUAUCGAAAUCUCUGGCAUAGCGAUCUCAUGAGCACCAUCCAACGCGACCCUCCGUAUUGCUGCUUAGCUUUUUGGUGUGGGCCAUGUGUAUCCUACAUGCUCCGGAAACGAGCGCUUUAUAAUGACAUGUCAAGGUAUACAUGUUGUGCUGGUUAUAUGCCAUGUAGUGGUAGGUGUGGAGAAAGCAAAUGUCCUGAGUUUUGCCUUUGCACUGAGGUAGGAAGUUUGUCUAUUUGGUCUGUAUUGCUUCUUGUGUUACUUCAACUCAUGCCUUAAUUUAUAAGCUUACUG
Theobroma umbraticum is the source of this 724-nucleotide messenger RNA. RefSeq lists its product as uncharacterized. Lineage: Eukaryota; Viridiplantae; Streptophyta; Magnoliopsida; Malvales; Malvaceae. The record is from RefSeq and is a predicted model, not a curated record.